CCUCACCCCGACCCUCUCCCCGGCCCCCUCCUCCCCUCCCCCGCCUCGCCCCACCGGCUUCCCACCACGGCCUCUCUCGGCGAGGAAACUCUGGCCUCCGCUUCCUCCUCCUCCGACUCGGACACCGGCGGAGCCUCCCCGCCCCCGCGGAAGAAACCCCGAGCCUCGGCGGCGGAGGGAGCAGGAGAGCCCGGGGCUUCGGCAGGCAGAGCAGGCCUCUCCCCUCCGUCCUCGUCGUCCUCGUCCUCGUCGUCGUCGUCCUCCUCCUCCUCCUCCGUGGUGGUAGUGGUGGGACUCCCCCCGGCUGCCCCUUCCGCCGCCGCUGCCGUCCCCCACCGAGGUAGCGGCCACAGCCUGGUCAGCGGCAGCAUCAUGCAGGCCAACGGGGCAGGAGGAGGAGGAGGAGGCGGCGGCGGCGGCGGUGGAGGAGGAGGGGGCGGCGGGGGCCAGGGACAGACCCAGGAACUCGCCUGCCUGUCGGCCCAGAACGGGGAGUCGUCCCCCUCGUCGUCGUCGUCCGCGGGGGACCUGGCCCACGCCAAUGGGCUCCUGCCUUCCGCCCCCUCCGCCGCCAGCAACAAUAGCAACAGCCUGAAUGUCAAUAACGGGGUCCCCGGCGGGGCCGCCGCCGCAGCCUCCGCCACCGUUGCAGCUGCCUCCGCCACCACCGCCGCCUCCUCUUCCUUGGCCACCCCAGAACUGGGCAGCAGCCUCAAGAAGAAGAAGCGGCUCUCCCAGUCAGAUGAGGAUGUCAUUAGGCUAAUAGGACAGCACUUGAAUGGCUUAGGGCUCAACCAGACUGUUGAUCUCCUCAUGCAAGAGUCAGGAUGUCGUUUAGAACAUCCUUCUGCUACCAAAUUCCGAAAUCAUGUCAUGGAAGGAGACUGGGAUAAGGCAGAAAAUGACCUGAAUGAACUAAAGCCUUUAGUGCAUUCUCCUCAUGCUAUUGUGGUAAGAGGCGCACUUGAAAUCUCUCAAACGUUGUUGGGAAUAAUUGUGAGGAUGAAGUUUUUGCUGCUGCAGCAGAAGUACCUGGAAUACCUGGAGGAUGGCAAGGUCCUGGAGGCACUUCAAGUUCUACGCUGUGAAUUGACGCCACUGAAAUACAAUACAGAGCGCAUUCAUGUUCUUAGUGGGUACCUGAUGUGUAGCCAUGCAGAAGACCUACGUGCAAAAGCGGAAUGGGAAGGCAAAGGAACAGCUUCACGAUCCAAACUGUUGGACAAACUUCAGACCUAUUUACCACCAUCAGUGAUGCUUCCUCCACGGCGUUUACAGACUCUCCUGCGGCAGGCAGUGGAACUACAAAGGGAUCGGUGCCUAUAUCACAAUACGAAACUUGAUAAUAAUUUAGAUUCUGUGUCUCUGCUUAUAGAUCAUGUUUGUAGUAGGAGGCAGUUCCCAUGUUAUACUCAGCAGAUACUUACGGAGCAUUGUAACGAAGUGUGGUUCUGUAAAUUCUCUAACGAUGGCACUAAACUAGCAACAGGAUCAAAAGAUACGACAGUUAUCAUAUGGCAAGUUGAUCCGGAUACACACCUGCUAAAACUGCUUAAAACUUUAGAAGGACAUGCUUACGGUGUUUCUUAUAUUGCAUGGAGUCCAGAUGACAACUAUCUUGUUGCUUGUGGCCCGGAUGACUGCUCUGAGCUUUGGCUUUGGAAUGUACAAACGGGAGAGCUAAGGACAAAAAUGAGCCAGUCUCAUGAAGACAGUUUAACAAGUGUGGCUUGGAAUCCAGAUGGGAAACGCUUUGUGACUGGAGGUCAGCGUGGGCAGUUCUAUCAGUGUGAUUUAGAUGGUAAUCUCCUUGACUCCUGGGAAGGGGUGAGAGUGCAAUGCCUUUGGUGCUUGAGUGACGGGAAGACUGUUUUGGCAUCAGAUACACACCAGCGAAUUCGGGGAUAUAACUUCGAGGACCUUACAGAUAGGAACAUAGUACAAGAAGAUCAUCCCAUUAUGUCUUUUACUAUUUCAAAGAACGGCCGAUUAGCUUUGUUAAAUGUAGCAACUCAGGGAGUUCAUUUAUGGGACUUGCAAGACAGAGUUUUAGUAAGAAAGUAUCAAGGUGUUACACAAGGGUUUUAUACAAUUCAUUCAUGUUUUGGAGGCCAUAAUGAAGACUUCAUCGCUAGUGGCAGUGAAGAUCACAAGGUUUACAUCUGGCACAAACGUAGUGAACUGCCAAUCGCGGAGCUGACGGGGCACACACGCACCGUAAACUGUGUGAGCUGGAACCCACAGGUCCCAUCCAUGAUGGCCAGCGCCUCAGAUGACGGCACCGUUAGAAUAUGGGGACCAGCGCCUUUUAUAGACCACCAGAAUAUUGAAGAGGAAUGCAGUAGCAUGGAUAGUUGAUGGCGAAUUUGGAGCAGACGACUUCUGUUUAACUUAAAAUUAGUCGUAUUUUAAUGGCUUGGGAUUUGGUGCAAACAAACAUGAUUGAUAGCUGGACAGACAUGCUCGUCAUGAAAAAAGAACCAUUUCUGAAGCCCGACUGGGGCCAAACAUUUACACCUUGCUUCAUAGUAACCAGUUGAGAUGAAGCACGUCGUUAGAACGUUGUUGGACACCAUGUUGAAUUAUCCCCCCAUCGGUUGUGAAGAACUGUGCUACAUUCAGGCUUACCCAUUGAACUCAGUAUAUAUAAUUUUUUCCCUCCUGCCUUUGUCGGGCAGGAUCCAUUCUUGUUGCUCUUCUGUGUAAUGAAGUUUAAAUGCUUGUUUGGAAAACUUUAUUUAACAGUUUAGAAGGCUUGAUAGAAAGAGUGCAUUAGUCUGAAGAGUAUACAUUGGAUAGGAAAGAAUUUCCUUCUUUUGUUUCUCCAAAUCUUUCCGCCUUAUUUAGCUUGAGAUCUUUGCAGCUUGGUUCAUGGAUUCUAGCCUUGCCCGUUGCGCAGUAUAUACUGAUCCAGAUGAUAAACCAGUGAACUAUGUCAAAAGCACUCUCAAUAUUACAUUUGACAAAAAGUUUUGUACUUUUCACAUGGCUUGUUGCCCCGUAAAAGGGUUAACAGCACAAUUUUUUUAAAAUAAAUUAAGAAGUAUUUAUAGGA
Messenger RNA from Physeter macrocephalus (sperm whale), 3055 nucleotides. It is a transcript of the gene WDR26, whose product is annotated as WD repeat domain 26. The coding region runs from base 373 to 2358 and encodes 661 amino acids. Gene Ontology annotation, molecular function: protein binding. NCBI's taxonomy places the organism in Eukaryota, Metazoa, Chordata, Mammalia, Artiodactyla, Physeteridae. The transcript has 14 exons. Gene Ontology annotation, cellular component: GID complex. The record is from RefSeq and is a predicted model, not a curated record. Gene Ontology annotation, biological process: proteasome-mediated ubiquitin-dependent protein catabolic process.